GCCCUUACUUUACUGUUUGCGUAGAAAAUGAAGAGUGUGAUUGAGUUUUGCGGACUGGUCCUCACUUGUCUCCUGAGCCUCUCAGAGCCGACUCAGACUCAGAAAGCAGUUUCUCCUCAAGGGACAGACUGCACACAGAUUAAGGCUCUCACACCAAAUGCAACCAGCGGGGUUUAUCUCAUCCAGCCUGCGGGACUGAAAGCUCGUUUCAGGGUUUACUGUGAGAUGCUGCCGGACGGAGGCUGGACGGUGUUUCAGAGGCGAACGGGAGGUGCAGUUUCCUUCAGCCGGAAAUGGGCGGCGUAUGAAAAUGGCUUUGGAAACGUGGCGAGUGACCACUGGCUCGGUCUGAAGAAGGUUUUCUGUCUCACAAAGAAGAAGAACAAGAACUGGAUCAUGAGAGUCGACCUGUGGGACUUUGAGGGCGGCUCCGUUCAUGCGCAGUACAACGACUUCAGACUGGGCAGCAAGACAGAGGAGUUCAAGCUGAAUGUUGGAGGAUACAGCGGAGAUGCAGGUGAUGCAAUCCGUGGUGCAUACCCAGGCAUCGACCAGAACGGCUACGGCUUCAGCACCAUCGACCGCGACAACGACGGCUGCUCGCCCUGUAUCUUCGGUGACAUUGCUGAGAAUGACUGCGCCUUUAGCGAGGGAGGCGGCUGGUGGUUCAGUCGCUGUGGCUCUGCCAAUCUGAAUGGCGACUGGCACCCUGCUGGAGACAACAUCGGCUGGGCAUCGGGUGUGCACUGGCUCACCUGGAAGGGUCCUGCCCCAUAUUCUGCCAAGGCCAGCCGGAUGAUGAUCAAAUCUGUGUGAGAGCCCUCGUUCAAUUCACGCCGCUCUCAUUCAGGCUUCAGAGAGUGUGCAUGUUUUGAAGACGGAAUGAUCUAUAUUUUUCAAAUGUUGGCCUUUAUUAGUUUCAACAAAAUAAUCAAUUCAGCAGCAAAUUGACUUGCCUAUACCAAUAAGUUGCUUAAACAAAAGAAAGAACAGAAAACAUUUUAGCUGCAGGCAAAACUGUGCUUUUUGUUUGGUUUUGUUUUAUUUUCCCUCCCCUUAUUUUGUGCUAUGUACUGUGUUACUUUUAGGCAGUUUUGCUUGGUCACAGAAAACAGUAUUAGCGAUAAGUGUUACCAAAUAAUAACAGCUACUUAUGAAGUAAGAUUCACUUGUGCUACACAGUUUGUAAAGGCUUUGCAGUGCUAUCUCAUGACCAAAAUCACAAAGAAUAUUUCAGCAUGAAACACUGAAUAUGAAGUCUUUUUUCAUUACAUUGUUUUCUCAGCUAAAAAAAAAAUGCAUGUGUGCAAUUUUAUUUAAAAUAUAAGGAAGUGAAAUAUAAAAGUGUUACAGAUAUCCAGUACACAGUAACCUAACAUUUUUCGCUCACUUUUCUUUUGAAUGUUCAAUCAAUAAAAACAAACA
Myripristis murdjan (pinecone soldierfish) is the source of this 1425-nucleotide messenger RNA. Its product is annotated as angiopoietin-related protein 5-like. The coding region runs from base 28 to 816 and encodes 262 amino acids. NCBI's taxonomy places the organism in Eukaryota, Metazoa, Chordata, Actinopteri, Holocentriformes, Holocentridae. The record is from RefSeq and is a predicted model, not a curated record. The transcript is spliced from 6 exons. Gene Ontology annotation, biological process: regulation of immune response; negative regulation of T cell activation.